Messenger RNA from Sphenostylis stenocarpa, 921 nucleotides. The record is from the annotation of a GenBank genome assembly. NCBI's taxonomy places the organism in Eukaryota, Viridiplantae, Streptophyta, Magnoliopsida, Fabales, Fabaceae.
AUGGACCCAAACCCCAACGAGGUUAUCCGCGAGUUCCCUCACCUCUUCCGCGCUUACAAAGAUGGCCGCGUGGAGCGUCUCCUCGGCACCGAAACCACCCCUCCCGGCAUAGACCCAACCACCGCCGUUCAAUCCAAAGAUGUGACCAUCGACCCCCAAACUUCUGUCGCCUUCCGCCUCUACCUCCCUCCCACAGUCCCCUCCUCCUCCCAGAAACUCCCUCUUCUAAUCUACAUCCACGGCGGCGCCUUCUGCGUCUGCACCCCCUUCAACCCCGCCUACCACAACCACCUCAACUCCGUCGCCGCCAAAGCUAACAUAUUCGUCGCCUCCGUCCACUACCGCCUCGCCCCGGAACACCCCCUCCCCACCGCUUACGAAGACGCGUGGGAGGCCAUCCGGUGGAUCGCCUCCCACGCCACGGGCAACGGCCCGGAGCCCUGGCUGAACGCCCACGUCGAUCCGGGGAAUGUGUUCCUCGCCGGCGACAGCGCCGGCGGCAACAUCGCGCACAGCAUGGCUAUGCGAGGCAGUGCAGAAGGGUUCGGGGGAUUGAACCUCCAAGGGAUGGUGCUGCUUCACCCGUUCUUCGGGAACGAUAAAAAGGACGAGCUUGUAGAGUUUCUGUACCCUACGUACGGAGGAUUGAGCGACACUAUGAUCCACGCCCCGCUGGAUCCGAAACUGUCGGAUCUGGCGUGUCCGAGGGUGCUGAUCUUCGUGUCGGAGAAAGAUUUUCUGAGGGACAGAGGGUGCAGCUAUUACGAGGCGCUGAUGAAAAGUGGGUGGAAGGGUAAGGUGGAGAAGGUGGAGUUCCAGGGAGAGGACCAUGUGUUUCAUAUCCUGGACCCCUCUAAGCAAAACUCCGUGGAUCUCGUUAAUCAAUUUGUUGAAUUCUUGAAGCAAACCCCCUCGGGCUGA